UAGACUUCACAACUAGUUGACGGGAAAUCUCUUCAGUCUUGGCGCGCUGGCUUCGCGUAAGGGGCCGAUUGUUAUGGCGACUUUCACUGCGACAACUCAAACACACUCUGCGUUCUUACUCCGAAUUUAAGUGGAAACAGGACGAAAUCUUCAAGUUUUAGUGCAUACAAGCAGGCAGGAGUGUUUCUAGAGUGAUUUGGUCGAGGAUUCAAGGUAACUUAUAUAAAAUAGCACCAUGCGUGCACUUUGAAAACGUUGUGUAAAAAAUGGCAAAUUUGCGUAACUUUAGGUUGAAAUCUUUACGUAAAAUGAAUGAUAACUGUAGGAUAGUGAAGUCCACAGUUUUACGUAUUAGGAAACAAGAAAUGUACGUUUAGUUAGUGCCUACAUGGCAACUCAGCUCAGUUCCCGCGUCGCCUGCAUUUGCUGAAGCUCGUCGGGUUCUUCCCCGGGGACGUGCAGGCCGACCUGGACCGGGCCAAGGCAGAGGAGAAGGAGGACGACGAGGUGAUCUUGGCCCAGCUUGCCAGGGAGCUGGCCGACGACCAGCCGGACCCGCCGACGGACGAGUUGCUCCUCGCCGCGGUCGGCAACUACGCCGGCUACCUGGCCAGGAAGGUCCAGGCCAACUCCUCUGUGGCCGAGUGCUGCAAGCAGGAGCUUGCCCAGCAGGAGGAGAUGAAGAUUACCGUGGAGCUCGAGAGGGGCGACCCGCCCUCUGUGAUGUUCGACGCCCUGGUCGAGCUGGUCGACAGGGGAGAGCUGGAGACGGGCCGGGCGGUCCUGAAGCGGCCAUCUCUCCCAAUGGCCCACAUGGCGUCCUUCGGGAUGUCGCUGUGGGACUCCCUGAUGUGCAGGGAGGACAAGAAGGAGCGCAGGUUGAGGUUCCUCUCCCUUGCCAUGCGCCACAGGGACGGGUUCAGGCACCUCCUGGAGUUCCUGGCGGCCUCAGACCCGACCUUGCAGGGGUACAGGUGCCAGGAGGGGCACAACCUGGCCAACACCAUCUUGCCGCACAUCAGCAGGUCCCUCUUCAACUGUUUCGGUGCUAAUUUCUCCAAGGACGUGACCUCAGAAGCGAGGAAGAACAAGGCCUUGAAGCAGCCGACCGGCAGGAAGAGGAGCAGUAUCGAGGAGGGCAGGAAGGAGACGGCGAGGAACAGGGACGUGUACAAGUCCAGGAAACUGACCGGGGCCCACAAGUCAUAGGCCAAAAGGCUAAAGUGAUUGU
Eriocheir sinensis (Chinese mitten crab) is the source of this 1231-nucleotide messenger RNA. RefSeq lists its product as uncharacterized. NCBI's taxonomy places the organism in Eukaryota, Metazoa, Arthropoda, Malacostraca, Decapoda, Varunidae. Bases 679 to 1209 code for a protein of 176 amino acids. The transcript is spliced from 2 exons. The record is from RefSeq and is a predicted model, not a curated record.